AUGGACAACUGUAAGAUGCCGGAUUAUAUGGCCUCUUCUAAUGGGUCUCUUAUAUCCUCGUUCCUGACGAAUCCGGCCACAGGUAUCUCGCCUACCAAAGGGACUAGGGCUCAGACGUUCCCCAUCAUGACCACUGUUGAAGCAUCCCAUUUGAUGUCAGCAGGGGACGGAGUCUGCCUCUUCCCUACAAUCAACCCCAACCCCAACCUGUCAGCUACUGAUCGAGAGAUUCAGACGCUCAGCUUCGAUCCAUGCCUGGUUCGAGCACUGAAGACAUCAGGUUAUGAGGUCCAAUGGGUUCUGUGCACAGCAUGGGCAAUCGUUUUGUCGCGAUAUGUCAAAGCAGAUCGGAUCCGGUUCGGCGUUCAUACGAGUGCCGGAAGACAAAUCUGCAAUAUUGCUAUUGACCCGGACACUCCCGCGGAAGCAUUAUUCCAGGCCAAUGGAUGGGAUAUGUCCGUUUUGGACAAGAGUGAAGCUGAAACUAUCAACACGGGAGUCUGUAUCCAAGAUCCAUCCGAGGGUUGCGAAGAUCUCAAGCAAUCGUACAGCGUGAAUAUAGUGGCACAGUUUCAGGACUCUCGUCCCCUUCUGCAGCUCGUCUACAAAUGUCAAUUGUUAUCGCCUUUUUAUGCGAAGAAUCUCGCCAAUGCCGUCAGCCAUGUUUUGGAGAGUAUCCUGGAGGACCCGAGUCGGCGAAUCAGACAGAUCUCCUUGUGCUGCCUUGUUCAACGUCAGUGUAUUCUCACUUGGCAAAAAAGCAGUCCAUUGCACGAGGCCACGCAUGCCGCCAUUUCCAGACUGGUAGAAGAGCAGGCUGCAGGGCAACCAAACGCCCCGGCCAUUGAGGACAUUGAUGGCGCGCUUACAUAUGCCGAACUCGAUCACCUGUCCUCCUGCUUGGCAGUGCAUCUCGCGGAUAAGCAUGAUGUCCGCAGCGGGACCAUGGUGAUGCUCUGUGCCUCCAGAACGCGAUGGACGAUCGUGGCCAUGCUGGCUGUCAACAAGGCUGGGGGAUGUUUUGUCCCCUGCGACCCCGAUUAUCCGGCCAGUCGCCGGUAUGCGAUGGCAGCGAUCUGCGGAUCAAGCAUCGCUAUUGUCUCGGCAGAAUACGAAAACGCCUUUGAAGGAAUCGUCAACGAAACUGUUGUUAUUUCGGCUGCUACAGUCGACGACUUGCUGGCGGGGACGCAAGGGACGCGACGAGAAUUUCGGACAAGCCCGAAGGCCCCGGCGUACUGCUUCUUUACGUCUGGAAGUACAGGCGAUCCCAAGGGAUGUGUAGGGUCUCACUCGGCGCUGGCAGCAGUUGCCCACCAGGUUCCCGCACUGCAUCUGUCGCCUGCGAGCCGCGUGCUCCAGUUCGCCCGGCUUGGGUUCGGGAUUUCUUUCAUCGAGAUAUUUUGCACGCUGGCCGCGGGGGGGACGAUCUGCAUGCCGUCGGAUCAUGAACGAAUGAAUGCGCUUUCCGACGCCAUGAACCGGAUGAAGGUCAACUGGGCUCUUCUCACACCGACGAUGGCGGAGUCACUGGAUCCGGCGCAUUUGAAGACACUGGAGAAGCUGUUUCUGGGAGGAGAGACGCCUAGCAAAGUUCAGAUCCUCAAGUGGGCGUCCAAAGUCGCUCUAUUUCAGGUAUACGGGACCACUGAAAUGGCCGGAGUAACAUGCGUCUCGCAGCAGAUCACCUCCCUACAGGCUCGGCGAACAGUCGGCAUGCCUGCUAACUGCCGCGUUUGGCUCGUGGAUGUCGAUCGUCAUGACCGACUGGCUCCUAUCGGUGCCAUCGCUGAGCUUCUGAUUGAAGGACCAAGUCUGGCCGCUGGAUACCUGGGUGAUCCCGAGCGCAGCAAGGCCUCGUUCGUCCAAGAUUCCCCGUGGAUGAGCGGAUCAGGGCUCGAACCCUCGAUCCAUCGGGUUUACAAGACGGGUGAUCUGGUACGGUAUAAUGAGGACGGAUCCCUCAGUCUGGUCGGACGAAAAGGGACACGGGUCAAGCUGCGUGGGCAACGGCUGGAGCUCGAGGAGGUCGAGUGUCAAUUGGCUCGGGUACUGCAGGAUUCACAGACCCUUUCCAGCGUCCAGCGAGUUGUGGCUACGGUCAUUGAGCCUGAGAUCCUAGUAGCCGUGCUCGUAAUACCAAACGGCUGCCGCGUGUCAAGCAACGGGCUGCAAUUCCACCAGAUCGAUGCUGGACAGAUGCUUUCCGACCUAAGACAUGUCCAGAAGAACCUCUCGUCCUUAUUACCCAGUUUCAUGGUACCACAGCUGCUUCUCCCUCUCGCGAACCUGCCCAGAGGCGCCACAGGCAAAGUCGACCGUCGCGCGUUGCAGCGCCAAUUGAGCGCCAUCCCGUUUGAAGAAUUGCGUCGACUGGCCGGAGUCACGGUGCAAGCACACUCCCCUGAAACAAACGCGGCGCGAACCAUUCAUGCUUUGGUCGGCGAGGUUCUCAAGCUGAGUCUAGACAAGGUGGGGAUGGCGGAUAACUUCUUCCACCUCGGGGGCAAUUCCAUGCUUGCCAUUCAGAUGGUCGCUGCUGCCAAACGCCUUUCUGUGCGCCUGACCGUCGCGGACAUCUUCGACCAUCCCGUACUAGCCAACCUUGCAUCCAUUAUUCGCCCGGCGGGCGAUGCUUGUCCUUCGACCCUCGACAGCUUUGCCCUUGUCCGGCCCUCAGUGGGAUGUGAAAAUGACUUCCGCCAGGCGACUGCCUCCCAAUUGCACAUCGACGCUGCUAUCAUCCAAGACGCAUAUCCUUGCACGCCGUUGCAGGAAGGGCUGAUGGCGCUGACGGAAAAGUCUCCGUCAUCUUAUCAGUGCAGAGUGGUCUGCCAACUCAGGGAAAGCGUCCAGAUCGGGGCUUUCAAAGCUGCCUGGGAGACAGUAGUGGAACAAAACGAUAUCUUGCGGACGCGCCUCGCUUUGGCGCCCUCACAGAAGAUGAUUCAAGUCGUGCUUCGUGAGCCUUUCGUCUGGGAUGUUGCGCACCUGGCCCAGGGAGAACAAGCGGUCAUGGGAGUGGGAACACGGCUUGUCCAUGGGUGUAUCCUAGACGAUGAACCCGCUGGCCCAGUAUUUAUCCUGACCAUCCACCACGUGCUAUGCGACCGCUGGUCAAUCCGAUUGAUGCUGGAGCAGGCGCAGUCCAUCUAUCAAAAAGGCCAUGUCCAGUCAAACACCUUUACUCCGUUCAUUCGAUAUAUCCAGCAGCAAUCACCAGACUUCGACGCCUACUGGAGUACCAGAUUCACCAACCUUGAGGCGCAGGUCUUCCCUCCUCUUCCCCAACCAGAUUAUACACCUGUUGCCAAUGGAGAGCUGCGACACGAGCUUUGCCUGCCGCGUCGAGUAGCCCGAAACUACACUUUACCCUCAUAUAUCCGCCUGGCCUGGGCGCUGGUCCUCGCGCACAACACGGCGGUGGACGAUGUAGUGUUCGGUGAGACGCUUAAUGGACGAAACGCCCGCCUCAACGACGGUCACGACAUUGGGCAAAUCGUCGGGCCCACUAUCGCCACCGUACCCCAGCGUCUUCGACUCGACAUGACCAAAUCAGUUGACGAGAUUCUGGCAGAGCUGCAGGAGCAGGUAGCCCAAAUGGCCCCCUACGAGCAGGCGGGUCUCCAGCAGAUCCGCCGAGUGAGCCCAGAGGCGGAAAUUGCGUGCUUGUUCCAGAGCCACCUGGUCAUUCAGCCGGCGGCCAACUUCCCCGGGGACAUCUUCCGCAGCGUACAGGCUGACUCUGUCUCCAUCGGCGGCUUUCUGUCGUACGCUCUGGCGCUUGAAUGCUGUCUGACUGAAGAUGAAAGCCGUUUGACCAUAGUUGCUGGCUUCGAUACUCGCGUGCUAGGCCAGAAGCGUGUCCAGCGAUUACUCUCUCAUUGGGAGGUGGUCUUGCAGUGUCUUAUCCAAGACCCGUAUCGGCGGCUGGGUGACGUUCCCGGCGUAGGGCCCGCCGACCUCGACCAGAUCUAUGCCUGGAAUGCCUCCGUGGCCGAGCCAUCGCAGCAGAUCAUCCAUGAGGUAAUCCGACAACGGGUACAGGAGACUCCUACCGCUCCAGCAAUAUCGUCUUGGGACGGGGAGCUGUCAUACCACGAACUCGAGGAGCGAUCGAAUCAGGUGGCAAUGGAACUUGUAAGACGGAGGGUCCAGCCAGGCAGCUUCAUCGCCAUCCUCUUCGAGAAGAGCAAGUGGACGACUGUGGCCAUGCUGGGUGUGAGCAAGGCGGGCGCUGCAUUCGUGCUCAUGGACCCGGGGCAACCGGACCAGCGACUAUCCACGAUCGCUCGCGAGGCUCAAUGCACGUUGAUAAUUUGCUCGGAGACAACCAGGGAGCUAGCGCAGGGGCUCCUAGCAGUGAACUUGGAGGUGGGAGACCGCACUGCUGACAUCUGGAACUGCGAGGUGGAUUUGGCCCGGCUGCCGCAAGUAAAUCCCAGAGACGCAGCGUAUGUCGUCUUCACAUCAGGCUCCACGGGAACCCCCAAGGGCACAAUCAUCGAGCACGGCUCCUACUGCACCGCGGCGAAGGAGUUCACCACCUGUCUGCUGAUAGACAGCUCCGUCCGAAUGCUGCAAUUCGCUUCCUACAGCUUUGACUGUUGUAUCGGGGAAACCAUCAGCACUCUCAUGGUAGGCGGCUGCGUCUGCGUCAUCUCGGAUCACGACCGGCAGAACGCCCUCGCCCGAGCCGCGCGUAAUGCCAGAGUGACGAACGCGAUGCUCACCCCGUCUGUGGCCCGGCUUCUGCGUCAUGAGGAUAUCCCCUCACUGCGGGUGUUGUCGCUUAUGGGGGAGGCAAUGCGGCCCGCUGAUUACGACUAUUGGGCCGAAAGGGUGGUGCUGAUCAAUGGGUACGGGCCCACCGAGUGCUCCGUGGGCAUUUCUUAUCAGCCGUAUCGGCCGGGCGUGCAUGUACGCGACAUUGGCCGUCCUCGCGCGGCAGUGGCCUGGGUCACAGAUCCCCGCGAUCAUCAUCGCCUGAUGCCGGUGGGCGCCAUCGGCGAGCUGCUGCUGGAGGGCGAUCCGGUGGCGCGCGGGUACAUGAAUAACCCGGAGCAAACGGCAGAGGCGUUUCCUGAGACUCCGUCCUGGCUUCUGGGCAUCCGGAAGACCCAUCAUCGCAUCUACAAGACGGGAGAUCUGGUGCACUAUAACGAGGAUGGCUCCUUGCGGUUUGUGGGCCGGGCAAAUGACCAGAUCAAGGUACGCGGUCAGCGGCUGGAAAAAGGAGAGGUCGAGACGCAGUUGCGCGAGUGCUGGGAGUGGACGCAGGGCUCGCAACCUGCAGAAGUAGCCGUGGACGCGGUAAUGCCCCUGGGGAACCCAGACCGUGUGUGCCUUGCGGCGUUUGUCGUGGUGUGUGACGAUAUUGAGGAGACUCAGGACCUCUGGGCCGCUCCGGAUGCUGACUUUUGUCGCCGAGCCGCCGGCGCAGAAGCACGAUUACAGCAGCAUCUGCCGCACUUUAUGGUCCCCUCAAUUUUUGUGCCGCUCACACGGAUGCCCCGAAUGGCCAGUGGCAAGAUCGACCGGCCAUUGCUGAGACGCCGCAUCCAGUCCAUGUCUGCCGAUCAGCUGCGCUCCUUCUCUCCUGCCGUAGCAUCGAGCCACUUGCCCAUAUCCCCAGAGGAGAAAUUCUUGCAGGAACUCUGGGCGCAGGUGCUUGGUGUUCCAGCAGAGCGAGUGGGUGUUGACGAUAACUUCUUUCGCCUCGGGGGCGACUCGAUCGCGGGAAUGCAGGUCGUGCUACAGGCGCGUGCCAGGCAGCGGGCGUAUACACUGGCCGACAUUUUCCAGUACAAGACUAUUAGAGCCCUCGCUGAGCAUGCAGUCGUAUCAGAACGCGAUACCAGUCCCUCGGAAGCUGCGGCCCCGUAUAAUAGGUCGACUGACGUGGAAGCGUAUAAAACAGUACUAGCUGACGCUGGCAUACCAGACCAGGACGUUGAGGACGUAUAUCAAUGCGCGCCGAUUCAGCGCGGAAUGCUGCUGGUUCAGGCAAGAUCACCGGCAUUCUACCAUGUAGCAUUCACCUGGGAAGUAUUGAACGAGCCGGUCGAGACGGUCACAUUGGCAGUUCAACAGGUGAUUGCUCGCCACGCCAUAUUCCGCUCCUACUUCCUUGAGCCGUCCCUUUUGGAGUCUGAAGAGGCCACCCCGUCGUUCAUCCAGGUUGUCGAGCGAUAUAAGACGAAUAAUAUCCUCAUACGGCCCGCCGCAGAGCUGGACAGCUUCCCAGGUGAUUUUCAUCCCUCAUUGCGGGAUCCAUCCCGGUUUACCAUCUACCAGGACGCCUCAAGGAUUUGGGUCCGUCUGGACAUCACUCAUGCUCUAUGGGACGGCAUUACUUCACUUGUUGUGGAGCAUGACCUCGGUCUGGCUUGUCAGAACCGACUGCCUUUGCGCGCCCCUCCCCCGUUCCGGGACUAUAUCUCGUACGUCCAGAACCAGGACAAGGCGGCUGCCUCUGGAUUUUGGAAAGCGCAUCUGGACCGUUUCGAGCCAUGCUACUUUCCCCCACUCAAGUCGAACGCAUCCCCCGACGAAGAAUCGCUCUCUCAAUGCCAUAGAUUCGAGAUCGAUGAGCACGCAGCAAUAGCGACAUACUGUCGCCAGUACCACGUCACCGCACCGAAUCUAUUCUGCAUGGCAUGGGCGCUUGUUCUCCGCGCCUUCACGGGCCUCGACAACGUGUGCUUUGGGAACAUCGUCUCCGGCCGCGAUAUCCCGGUGGAAGGGAUCGCUGAAAUGGCCGGUCCAUUGAUCAACUGUCUCCCCUUCCGGGUGAAUCUCAGCCGCGGGACCGUGUCCCAGGUGCUCCAAAGCGUGUCGGCUGACUAUGGAGCCAGUAUCGUCCAUCAGACGUGUCCAGUGGCGGACCUUGCACACCAUACCGGGCGCUCCCCAAUGGCCUUGUUCAACACGCAGAUUUCAAUCCGGCGACAGGAGCUCGCUGAGAGACAGGUCAAUCCGCACACCCGCUUGCGUUCUAUCCAGUCACCCGAACCCCAGGAGCGCCUCGUAAGCGUCUACGUUAUUAUAGAAGAGCACCGCACCCGCGUGGAGCUCUGGCACUGCACGUCCACCAUAUCUCUAGGGCAAGCUGCCACCAUACAGACGUGUUUCCGCAACGCUGUGUCUCAGAUCCUGCAUAACGCUGAGCAGCCUGCCACAAGCCUGACCGUCUUAACUCCAGAACAGAAAGGGCUGAUCUGGAGCCCGUCUCCCGGCUCAAUCACCUCCAGAGUCCGUAAGAUGCAGGAAAUCUGGGCAGGGGUGUUGAAUCGCUCGCCAAGCGAUGUAUCACCAGACGAUCAGUUUUUCCGUCUGGGAGGUGACUCAAUGAAGGCGAUGAGGGUUAUUGCGUUAGCGAGAAGGGAGGGGAUGAAUAUUCGGCUGGCGGACUUUUUCAACGACUAUAGAUUGAUAACGCUGAUCGAGGUGUCGGAGCAUCAUCAGCAGGAGUAG
Aspergillus thermomutatus is the source of this 7476-nucleotide messenger RNA. RefSeq lists its product as uncharacterized. Gene Ontology annotation, molecular function: phosphopantetheine binding; catalytic activity. NCBI's taxonomy places the organism in Eukaryota, Fungi, Ascomycota, Eurotiomycetes, Eurotiales, Aspergillaceae. The transcript has 2 exons. Gene Ontology annotation, biological process: secondary metabolite biosynthetic process; amino acid activation for nonribosomal peptide biosynthetic process. The coding region runs from base 1 to 7476 and encodes 2491 amino acids. Gene Ontology annotation, cellular component: cytoplasm. The record is from RefSeq and is a predicted model, not a curated record.